GCCUGGGCGGAGAGGGAGGAAAACUUCUUCCUGGCCUGGGCUCCGGCUGCUCUGUCUGCCAACCCUCCAAUCCCGCCUACCAGUGCCCGGCGCUUCCCCACCCCUCCCCCGGCUCCCCCAGUGUCCGCCAUGGCCAAAGCCUACGACCACCUCUUCAAGUUGCUGCUGAUCGGGGACUCGGGGGUGGGCAAGACUUGUCUGAUCAUUCGCUUUGCAGAGGACAACUUCAACAACACUUACAUCUCCACCAUCGGAAUUGAUUUCAAGAUCCGCACUGUGGAUAUAGAAGGGAAGAAGAUCAAACUGCAAGUCUGGGACACAGCUGGCCAAGAGCGAUUCAAGACGAUAACUACUGCCUAUUACCGGGGAGCCAUGGGCAUUAUCCUAGUAUACGACAUCACAGAUGAGAAAUCCUUCGAGAAUAUUCAGAACUGGAUGAAGAGCAUCAAAGAGAAUGCCUCCGCUGGGGUGGAGCGCCUCCUGCUGGGGAACAAGUGUGAUAUGGAGGCCAAGAGGAAGGUGCAGAAGGAGCAGGCCGAUAAGUUGGCUCGGGAGCAUGGAAUCCGAUUUUUCGAAACAAGUGCCAAAUCCAGUAUGAAUGUGGAUGAGGCUUUCAGUUCCCUGGCCCGGGACAUCUUGCUCAAGUCAGGAAGCCGGAGAUCGGGAAACAGCAACAAGUCCCCCAGCACUGACCUGAAAACUUGUGACAAGAAGAACACCAACAAGUGCUCCCUGGGCUGAGGACCCCUUUUUGCCUUCCCACCCUAAGCCUGGAGGCUGAACCUGAGGGAGGCAGGGCUGAGCGGCUGGGCAGGGGAGAAAUAGCAGGUGGGGCUUGGAGUGAUAGAGAUGGGUAGACGGUGGAAGAAUGAGGAGAAAAUGGAGAAGAAAAAAGGAAGGAGAGGGAAGGAAAGAGGAAAAGAAGGAAAGGAGGCAGAAUAGGCAAGGUGAAGAGAAAGAAUUGAGGAAGUGAAAAAAGGUGAGAAGGAGGUAGGGAGAGAGGGAGGAGGAAAGGAGGGAUACAUGGCCCUGGGCCUCAGACCUUCCUUUUGUUUCCAGGGCAAACAUAAAUGUAAAUAAAUGAUUGCUUUAUUCUCAUACUGGGUCAGGUUUUAGCGUCCUGUGAGAGGCUGGCUCAGUGCCACCCUCUGAAGGUUUGGUCCUGUCUUGUCACUCUACAUGGUCUUUCUCAGUAUUAAAGGCUGCCAUUUGCACAAA
Molecule: messenger RNA, 1218 nt
Organism: Equus quagga
Lineage: Eukaryota; Metazoa; Chordata; Mammalia; Perissodactyla; Equidae
Gene: RAB13
Product: RAB13, member RAS oncogene family
Exons: 8
Coding region: 130-741 (203 amino acids)
Biological process (GO): protein secretion; regulation of exocytosis; Golgi vesicle fusion to target membrane
Cellular component (GO): endosome; synaptic vesicle; trans-Golgi network transport vesicle
Molecular function (GO): GTP binding; GTPase activity
Source: RefSeq, a predicted model, not a curated record